Seminavis robusta is the source of this 1563-nucleotide messenger RNA. The record is from the annotation of a GenBank genome assembly. NCBI's taxonomy places the organism in Eukaryota, Bacillariophyta, Bacillariophyceae, Naviculales, Naviculaceae.
AUGAGGAAUCCAGGAGGCGAUGAUAUGAGCAGCAUGACCAAGGCCACUGUGUCUUCGGGUGGUGUCGGUAAUAGCCGCACGCAGCAUAAGACCAAACAGGAAUGGAUUUUCCCCGUGCUGGCGGUGAUCCUCAGUGCGGUUGUCGUGGCAGUUAUCGUUGGUGCAACCAUGAACAUCGAUUCAGGUAAUGUGGGCACUGUGGAAGGAUCAGGAGGGGAAGAAAUGGCACUUUCGACCACAGAGGCGCCUUCAGUCUUUGUUUCAUCUGACAUUGAAAAUUGGAACACCAUUGUGCCUUCUACCGGUACUACUGCGGACUCCUCGGAUACCAGCAGCACCGGUACUGAUCAUCAUGAUCAGGAUCAGGUGGACAUGAAUAGCAAUGUCAAUGCCAAUGUCAAUAUCAAUAUCAAUAGUACUAUUACUAGCAGUGCCGGUACCAAUGACAAUGACAAUGACACUGGCAACGCUGGUACUGGCGAAACUGCAGCACCAACGAGUCCCCCCACCAUGAAACUAAACACCUUGUCUCCCACCAUCUCCAUCACUAGUAGCACUGCACCUGAAACCAGCCUGCCAACCUCCAGUCCAUCCACUGCAAGCCCUACAAAUGAUCCCACUGCCAAACCAACCUUCUCACCCACCAAUGCGCCCAGUCUUCCUCCUACCGAUACUGACACACCUACUAGUACGCCCACGCCGGAACCCUCCACUCAGGCUCCUACUGCACAGCCCACAGCAGCUCCAACCACCAGCAGCCCAUCUGUUGCUCCCACCACUAUGGAAGUAGUUCAAAUCUUUGGAACCGACUACGAGGUUGCCAGCACGGAAGUAUUGAGUUUGUCCGGUCAAGGCAUUGGUGGUUCCAUUCCGACAGAGAUUGGUCGUUUGACUGGCUUGACCUUUGCAUUUCUUGAAGACAACCAGCUGACGGGGCAGUUGCCAUCAGAGAUCGGUCUACUAACCUCGCUGUAUGCUUUGAACCUGUACAUGAACGAGCUCACAGGAACGAUUCCUGCAGCAGCAUUGGCAACGCUGACCGAUUUGACCAUGUUGAGUUUGAGCAGCAAUCCCUUUUCACCAGGAACGAUUCCGUCCACCGAGAUUGGCUUGCUGACAUCCCUGACACAUUUGGGUUUGUCCAAUGCCCAACUCACAGGCCCCCUUCCCUCGGAACUUGGCUUGUUGACAAGCUUGACUGGGUUGUGGCUCAAUCAGAACCAACUUGGUUCCACAAUCCCCACCGAACUAGGAAUGCUCUCGACUAUGUUGGAGUCUCUGUGGCUGUUUGACAACAACUUGACAGGUGAAAUCCCGUCGGAAGCAGGACAAAUGAAAGCUCUCAAGUACGUACGGUUGUAUGAGAAUGAGCUCUCUGGGCAGGUGCCUGCUGAGAUCGCCAUGCUUUCCAAUUUGUCCGUCUUGAGUGUGUCGGACAAUCGCUUGCAAGAUGGGAUUCCAUCCAACAUUUGCUCAAUCCCCAAUCUUGAAGCCAUUUGGGUGGAUUGCUCCCCCUCUCCAUUUCCAGUCGAGUGCUCCUGUAGUCAGUGUGUCUGUGCCUAG